Haemonchus placei is the source of this 321-nucleotide messenger RNA. The record is from the annotation of a GenBank genome assembly. NCBI's taxonomy places the organism in Eukaryota, Metazoa, Nematoda, Chromadorea, Rhabditida, Trichostrongylidae.
CUACAAUGUUUGGAUUCCGUUAAAAUUGAUUGUGAUGAAGUUCGUCGACUUGGUGGAUGCAAGCUUCCAAUGGCUGUUGAGUACUGUCCCCGAACUUGCAGACUUUGUGCUACACCGCCAGCACUUGCAGACAGUUUGCCGCCGUGCAAGGACGAAUUAGAAACGUGUACCGAACUUGCUGAGAGUGGAAUGUGUGAACAUUCAUACAGUAGGAACACGAUGCGAAUCUAUUGCGCUAAGAGCUGCGAGUUUUGUCGCGAAGCCCAGUACUACAUGAACGAUGUCUACAGGAAAUCGGCAACAAAGCCCCGAACAAAGUAA